This is a messenger RNA of Pseudocercospora fijiensis CIRAD86, 1167 nucleotides long. RefSeq lists its product as uncharacterized. NCBI's taxonomy places the organism in Eukaryota, Fungi, Ascomycota, Dothideomycetes, Mycosphaerellales, Mycosphaerellaceae. The transcript has 5 exons. The record is from RefSeq and is a predicted model, not a curated record. The coding region runs from base 1 to 432 and encodes 143 amino acids.
AUGCGCGAACACACUCUUGUGCUGCUCUCCACUGCCCUUGCAUGCUCUCGCUUGGCAUGGCAUUGCUUAUUCUCCGAUGCCAAGCCUGACCAUUCUAUUUACUCUAGCGCGAAGCUCUGGGAGGAGUGGGUGACAUUCCGAGAUAAGCAGGUCAUCGGCGCGGAAUUUCGAUCAGCACGCAGCGUUUCGGACACCGAGCAUGAGCACGAUCUCGCUUUGUGCGGUUCUGGCGUUCCAUGCAUAUGCCAGAGGCCCGUGGAUCUGAAAUUUGAUCGGGAGAGACACAAGCCGGACGGACUUACUCGCUUGGCAGAAGCAUCUCAGGCAAAAGGUCUGAAAGGAUGUCAAAUUUUUUCAUCAAAGGCCACGACUGACUUCGCAUCGGAAAGGCGACAUAUUUCAUGCUACUUGAGCGAAUCCAGCACAGCAUAGCAAAUGUCUGCGCGGGACUUCCGUGAUCAUCUGUAAUCUAUCAGCGCAAUAGUCGGCGUCUUGUCGUCACGCUUACAAGCCGAUACAUCACCCAUGCUUCCCAUAACCAUUUACCUCAUGUCUUUAACAAUUUCAGGAGAAGCCUGAUGUCCUUCACAUCCGUCUCCUCCUCCGCAACGGGCUCAAUGUUGCUGCCACCAGCAUCGCGAACCACGCCCUGGCUUGCAGCCUUUGCGAAUGUUGUCUUCUGUCCUUCAAACAUCUCUUCCACCACACGCUCUUGCUCAAGUCUGCUGACUUCAGCAUUUGCAGUCUUCUCAUCAUUGCUCACCGCGCCAUCGACGGCAUCAGCGGCUGUGGGAGCAAGCACGGUAUACACGACUUUGACGUCGUCAGUGGGGACCAAUCCAGCACGUUUUCGUAAUCGCUGAAUACGAUUCAGCACCUCUCGAGCAAGACCUUCUUGCGCAAGCUCUGGGUAAGCGAAGGCAUCAAGCAGAACCAUCACAUCAGGAUCAAUGGCAGCUUCGAUGUUCUCUGUCUCCUUUGUCUUCUUGACAUUGCGCUGAACACGAAGAUCUUGUUCGACCAGCUCGUGUCCCUCGACAGUGAUGCUACCAGUGUCGAGGAAUUUUCGAAUCUCUUCCGCAGAUAACUUCGGUAACGCAUCCUUGAUCUUCUUGGCAUCCUUCUUGAACUUCUGUCCAAGGUUCUUGACGUCAGCCAACACCGAAU